AUGUGGAAGCUCUUCGUCGAUGGAGCGUCCAACAGGCAUGGGGCCGGGCUGGGAAUUGUGCUGACCUCACCAGAUGGGCUGAUUAUUGAGCAAGCAAUUACGCUCGGAUUCCCGGCGUCCAACAACGAGGCAGAGUAUGAAGCCCUCCUCGCCGGUUUGAGAAGCGCAUUGAGAAUGAAAGCCACCGCCCUUAUGGUCUUCAGCGACUCCAAGCUUGUGGUCAAUCAGGUAUCAGGGGAGUAUGAGGCAAGAGAUGAAAGAAUGGCCAAGUAUCAAGCGUUGGUGCGAGAAGAAAUCAAGAAGUUCCCUGCGAUAAGAGUGGAACAGAUCAACCGUGAAGAAAACAACUCGGCUGACGAAUUGGCUGGGCUCGCCUCCACCCAGACAGCUUUUCCUAACCCCUUGAUGAUAGAGUUUUUACCCCGGCCAAGCAUUGAGGAACCGGAAGCACCCGAGGUGCUCUGCACCGACUUGGGUCCUUCCUGGAUGGAUCCCAUCAUCGCCUUCUUAAAAGACAGAGUUUUACCGGAAGAAAAGAAGGCAGCCCACAAAAUCCGAGCAAAGUCAGAGUGGUUUUGGCUCUCCCCAUCUGGAGCCUUGUAUAAGACGUCCUUCACCGGGCCGUAUUUGAAGUGUGUCCACCCCGCCAAAGUGGAGACUUUUCUCUACGAAAUACAUGAAGGCAUCUGUGGAAGCCAUACUGGAGGCAGGUCCUUGGCGUACCAAGCAAUUUCCCAAGCAGCGCCGGGCAAUCGCAAAUUCUUCAUCGCCGCCACCGACUAUUUCACCAAGUGGGUGGAGGCCGAGCCACUGGCGACCAUAAAGGAAAAGGAAGUGAAGAAGUUUGUUUGGCAAAACGUCAUUACUCGCUUCGGUAUACCCAGGGCCCUCGUCUCAGAUAACGGCACUCAAUUCGAUGGGAAGCUCUUUCACGGAUUUUGCGAAGAGUUGAAGAUCGAGUUCUAUAAUUCGACGCCGGCCUAUCCUCAGUCUAACGGUCAAGCAGAGGCCUCAAACAAGACCAUCUUGGAUGGGCUGAAGAAGCGGCUUGAAAAAGCCAAGGGGAAAUGGGCUGAGGAACUUCCGAACGUGCUCUGGGCAUACCGCACUACCCCGAGAAGGUCGACCGGGGAAACACCAUUCGUUUUGGCCUACGGUAUGGAGGCAGUCAUCCCGUUGGAAAUUGGCAUGCCAACCAUCCGCUCUGAAAGUUUCCAGCCUAAUCUGAAUAAUGAAGCCGUGGCAUUGGAAUUAGACCUUGCCGAGGAAAGAAGGGAGCGGGCACUAAUCCACAUCGCAGCUUAUCAACAAGAACUCUCCAAGAAAUACAACAAGGCGGUGCACCCCAGGCUAUUCAAGGUCGGAGACUGGGUUUUGAGAAAGGUACUUGGCAACACGGUGGUCCCUGGCGAAGGAAAGCUCAGUGCAAAAAGAAGCAGCUUGAAAAAGCCAAGGGGAAAUGAGCUGAGGAACUUCCGAACGUGCUCUGGGCAUACCGCACUACCCCGAGAAGGUCGACCGGGGAAACACCAUUCGCUUUGGCCUACGGCAUGGAGGUAG
This is a messenger RNA of Camellia sinensis, 1560 nucleotides long. NCBI's taxonomy places the organism in Eukaryota, Viridiplantae, Streptophyta, Magnoliopsida, Ericales, Theaceae. The record is from RefSeq and is a predicted model, not a curated record.